AUGAGAAGAUACAAUAAUUUAGUAUUUAUAUUUUUUUGUUUCUUUUGUAUUUUUCCUGAAGUCAAUGCGAACGUCUUUAAAAAGCUUGCUGCUAGUUUUUCUAAUGACACAAAGUUCAAGUUGCCCCCAGAAAGGUGCAUUGUGAUUCGACUAAAACACAUUCCAGUUUCAUUGAAUAAAACAGAAAAUGGAGAAAACUAUCUGAAUUCCGAGGUGAACGACAAAUUAGAGCUGAAAUUUACCAGAGCAUGUGACCGCGAUAUCAAAUGCGUGAUCUACUACAACAAUGGGUCACCAUCCUCUCAUCUUACCACAGAUUCAUCUGAUACCAAUGUUCAGAUUCGGAGUGAGCAUAGUUCUUUGAAAUGCAUUCAACCAACCGGCGAAUUUCUCAAGUUUCACAUAUUUGUACAAGAAAGCAAUACAUUUUUCAAAAAUGCCGAAAUGAUUGAGACAAACUCUACUCUUCAGCUGAGAUGCCUGGGUGGUGCGUAUACAAAAAAUGUGAAAUUAAAAAAGAAUGGAGAAAAUCUGGAAACUGCUUAUAGUCCAUUUUUGGGAUUUAUUCUGGAUAGAAACCAACACUCUUCGAAAAGUUUUUAUCAAUGCGAGUAUGAAAACGAAAUGAUUAGUUUUAAUUAUCCAGGUUCUGCGGAAGUCGAUGGGUUUCAAAUGCAAACGCACAAAUUCCAAACUUUAAUAUCAAUUUAUUGCAAUGCAAAUGAAGACUUCCUAAAAGACAAUAAUACCAGAGUAAUCAUCGCCUGUCCAUAUAAGGAAGAGUGUUCCCAGCCCUCCACCGACCGUAAAGGCUACAUUCAUUUCCCAAUUUCUCAAAUCAGACAUCCAUCCGAUUUGAAUUCAUUCAGUUGUGUGUUUUUGAAAAAUGGUGAAAUUGAAGCAAUUGCAUUCGACAGAAACGGAGAGCACGAAGUGACCCUUACAAUAUUUAUUGUGCUUGGAUUUGGUGCGAUUGGCACCUUGCUGAUUUACUUAUUGAAUCUGUUCGCUAGAUGGAAUGAAAAGAAAAGAAAAGUUCAAGGCAAAUUCAGCGAUGAAGAUUUAUUGAUAUCAAAAGACGUACGAGAUUUGGAGAAAAUUGCAGAGGGACACUCCUCGAAAAUUCUCUUGACCUCAUACAAGCCCAAUGGAAGAAAGGUUGUUAUAAAAUGCUCUAAGAAUGCGUCUCAAUGUGAAAAGGAGUUGAUGAUACUGAAAAAUUUGCGGCACGUGAACAUAAUCGAUCCAUUGGGAUAUGUUCGUCUGGAUAGCAAUGGCAGAUUUUUCAAAAAACGAAUAAAAAACAUGGUGCUACCGUACUAUCCAAACACAUGCCUUGAGCAGUAUAUCAAACAGUUUUUCCCAGUCACGUUGAUUGAGGAAAAGUUCCAUGGCAAGGACAAAUCAGGAAAGGAAUUGAAAAUUACACUAUUCGAUAUGAUAUCUAUUGGAUGGCAGGUAGCACGUGCGUUGGAGUACUUGAAGGGGAAAGGAGUAAGUGGAUUUUUGAAAAAAUUCAAAAAAAAAAUCUACAUUUUCCAGUUCACCCAUCGAGAUGUGGCUAUGCGAAACGUGUUGAUCACUGACAAUCUGAUUUGCAAGCUAACCGAUUUUGAACGUUCUAGAAAAGGAGAAAUCGGGAAACGAAGUGUUGCUCGCAAGAUUUAUAAUCAUUUCGCAAUGAAAAACAAAACUAUUCCUACAAUGUAUCCAGCAGAGUGUGAGGAUGGGGCAUUUUAUUAUUCGUCGGAUGUCUACUGCUUCGGACUUUUGUUGUUGGAAAUGUUCCAAUUCACUAAACCAAUUGUUCCAGGCAAUUUUUCUAAGCCAAUGCACUGUCCCGACAAUAUAUACGAAAUAAUAAGAGACUGUAUAAAAGUGGACCGGGAACACCGUAUCAAUAUUGUAAAGUGUGAAAGUCAGCUGGAAACUGCGUUGAAAGAAAUAGACGACACAAAACUUCUGAAUCUCAAAACUAAGUUGAUCAAGGAAGGUAGUAAGAAUAUUUGGACGGAAUGGGAAGAGACUAAGCCGAAUAAUGCAGACCCGUAUAAAGAGCUGGAUAGCUCUCUUUUCAGUCCCAUCAUGUGA
Caenorhabditis briggsae is the source of this 2091-nucleotide messenger RNA. The record is from RefSeq and is a predicted model, not a curated record. Gene Ontology annotation, cellular component: signaling receptor complex. Gene Ontology annotation, molecular function: transmembrane receptor protein tyrosine kinase activity; ATP binding. Bases 1 to 2091 code for a protein of 696 amino acids. Gene Ontology annotation, biological process: positive regulation of kinase activity; protein phosphorylation; cell surface receptor protein tyrosine kinase signaling pathway. NCBI's taxonomy places the organism in Eukaryota, Metazoa, Nematoda, Chromadorea, Rhabditida, Rhabditidae. The transcript is spliced from 16 exons.